Molecule: messenger RNA, 1617 nt
Organism: Trichoderma citrinoviride
Lineage: Eukaryota; Fungi; Ascomycota; Sordariomycetes; Hypocreales; Hypocreaceae
Product: MFS general substrate transporter
Exons: 1
Coding region: 1-1617 (538 amino acids)
Biological process (GO): transmembrane transport
Molecular function (GO): transmembrane transporter activity
Source: RefSeq, a predicted model, not a curated record
AUGACAGACAUCGAGCAGACUUUAUAUGAUUCAGAUGGCUCAUCUACUCCUUAUCCUCUGGCCGAGACACUUACAGAUUCAAAGGUUUCUUAUCUCCGAUUCAUCCUCGAUCAACCACUUAUAACCCCCGCUGUCUUGAGUCACAAGUACGAGGGCUUGGGAACCAGCUCAAGUCCAUACCUGGUCACAUGGAUGAAACACGAUCCUCGCAACGCACGGGAAUGGCCCCAGGGAAGGAAAAUACUCACCACGGCCAUUAUGGCAAUACUCACAUUAGCGGCCGCGUUCGUCUCGUCAACAUAUUCGGGCUGCAGGAUCGAAAUCAUAUCAGAGCUUGACACCAACAACGAAGUAUUUUCACUGGGCAUUGCGCUAUACGUCCUGGGCUUCGCACUCGGGCCAUUGCUAUGGGCUCCUCUGGGCGAGUUGUAUGGACGCCAGAUCAUCUUCUUCAUCACCUAUGGAGCCUUCACAGCGUUCAAUGCCGGGAGCGCCGCCGCCCAGCAUAUAUACUCGCUCGUCAUUUUACGAUUCUUUGCGGGAGCAUUUGCGUCCUCGGCUCUGACAAACCCUGGAGGCGUCAUUGCUGACAUGUACGACGCUGAGCACCGAGGCCUAGCGAUGGCUUUGUUUGCCGCAGGCCCAUUCAUGGGACCUGUCUUAGGGCCUAUAGUUGGAGGGUUCUUGGGCGAGACUCGUGGUUGGCGUUGGGUUUCGGGAUUGACCGCCAUCUUCUCUGGGGCUCUGUGGAUUGUCAAUGCUGUUUUUGUACCAGAGACUCAUGCGCCCUACAUCUUGCGAAAACGAGCACAGGUUAUGUCCAAGAUGACAGGCCACAUCUAUCGCAGCAAAGUCGAAGCCGACAAGAGCGACAAGUCUGCCUGGGGCGAACUGAGGAUAUCGCUGACCCGCCCUUGGGCGCUGCUCUUCUCUGAACCAAUCGUUCUGCUUCUAUCCAUCUACAUGUCCAUCAUCUACGGGACGCUGUAUAUGUUCUUCGCAGCGAUACCUAUCGUCUUUCAGGAAGACCGCGGUUGGGGUGAAGGAAAAGGAGGCUUGGCUUUCUUGGGAAUCUUGAUAGGAGUGGAUUUGGCCGUGCUCUUAUCCGUCUUAUAUCAGAGGAAAUACAAACGGAUGGUGCAGCAGAACCGAGCCGGCGGUGGGACAGGAUCACUUCCUCCGGAAGCUCGCCUACCGAUGAGCAUGGUGGGAGCGAUUUCUCUUCCCGUUGGCCUCACUUGGUUUGCAUGGACGAAUUAUCCCCACGUCCACUGGAUGGCGAGCAUUGCAGCAGGCGUACCAUUUGGCCUUGGUAUGGUGCUUGUCUUCACGUCAGUCAGUGCCUAUCUCGUCGACACAUAUUCGGUUAUGGCCGCUUCUGCGCUGGCAGCCAAUGUGGUGAUGCGCUCUACGUCUGCCGCCGCAUUUCCUCUGUUUACAGCACAAAUGUAUACUGCGCUGGGCAUUCAUUGGGCCUCGAUGAUUCCGGCGUUUCUAACGGUGGCUUGCGCCCCAUUGCCUUUUUUCUUCUACAACUGGGGUAGUCGCAUUCGAGCCCGAUGCAAAUACUCGGCUGCUGCACAGGAAUUCCAAAGAGAAAUUGAGGAGAAACAGUGA